CUGUUCCAGUUCCAAGGUGGAACUCUUUGACUGUGACACAGGCAUUGUCUGGACUUGGACCAAAGUUCCACAAGUGAACAGAACUCAUUCUUGGCAAGAUGAAACUGAGGCCAAAAUGUCUCAUGCACUUCUUGUGCUUAGACAGAAUAUAUUGCUUGUUAUCUGUCAGAAAUGCUAGAGUCUUGGCAUACUACUUUUCUCUGCUUGAUGUUCAUAAGAAGAAUUCUUUGAAUAAUCUGCAGUUUUUCCACUUUCUUAAUUAUAUAACUGAUCUAACUAAGACUCAGAUCAUGCUGGUGUUUGACUUGCUGGACUGGGAUGGCUCAGGAGAGAUCAACUUUGAUGAAUUCUACAUGUUGGUGUGCAUCAUAAUGUCUCAUGAGAAUCACGUUGAAAAGCAGUUCAUGUAUCGCCACUGUCAUGCUGUUUUUGAGUUGCUGGACAUUGACGGGGGCCACACGGUGGGCCCUGCAGAAUUCCAAGCCACUCGUUUCCUAUUCAAUAUUAAGAAGAGCGAGCUGAGCCAAAUAUUCAAGGAUUUUGACAUCUCUGGCGAUGAGCAACUGAACUACAAAGAAUUCAGGAUGUUUACGAUCUUCUGCAUUGACAGACAACAAAGGAAGGCAAGGGAAAAGCUGAAGAGGCAGAUGUCUAAGGGUGAAACUGAGGAGGGUACCCUUAGAGAUGAAGAGACUGGAGGUUAAUUAUAUGCAGAAGAAAACAGCAGCACCCCUCUUGUAGCCAGAAAAUUAAAUCAUAAAAGGGGGAAAAGACAGCCAAUAAAGAGGAUUUUAAUUAAAAACAUUCCAACUGAAGUUCCUGAAUGAUAUCACA
Molecule: messenger RNA, 834 nt
Organism: Anolis sagrei ordinatus
Lineage: Eukaryota; Metazoa; Chordata; Lepidosauria; Squamata; Anolidae
Gene: EFCAB9
Product: EF-hand calcium binding domain 9
Biological process (GO): flagellated sperm motility
Cellular component (GO): sperm principal piece; cytoplasm
Molecular function (GO): calcium ion sensor activity; calcium ion binding
Source: RefSeq, a predicted model, not a curated record